AUGGGGAUCCUCUCCUGGCUGUCGAGCUUCCAGGCGCCCAAAAAAGACUUCUGCAGCGACGAGUUCCGGCCGCUGUGGUCCUCGUUUGUGGAUUGCUUUGUGGACAGCAUACAUGCGCGAAUGAUGCCGGCAUCGCCUCCGUCAGAACAGGAGGUCACAGAGCUGCCCUCCGUUCUGCCUGCUGCAAAGCGGUUAAUUGCCAUUGGUGAUCUGCAUGGCGAUUUUGAAAAGACAAGGCAGGCGUUUCAGUUGGGAGGUCUUGCCGACAAAGAUGAUAACUGGAUAGGUGGAGACACCAUAUGUGUGCAGGUUGGCGACCAGCUAGAUCGCGGCGACCAUGAAGUUUCCAUACUUUAUUAUUUGGAGCGGCUGCAAAGACAGGCAAGCAGGGCUGGUGGUGCUCUGCAUGUCAUGAAUGGCAACCAUGAGACGAUGAACAUGAAUGGGAGAUUCAAAUACUGUACUGAAGCACAGGACGAUCGCUGUGAGGAUGGUGCCACGCGUUUUCAGGGCACCAAGCUUGGGACAAUAUGCCCCUCGACUUGA
Ostreobium quekettii is the source of this 546-nucleotide messenger RNA. NCBI's taxonomy places the organism in Eukaryota, Viridiplantae, Chlorophyta, Ulvophyceae, Bryopsidales, Ostreobiaceae. The record is from the annotation of a GenBank genome assembly.